AUGUGGCAAAGGAGGAAAAUGAUUGUGGCAGAAGAAGUCCAGCAAGAUGAUGACCAGCCAGAGAAUACCCAGAAAUCUCAAAAGGAGCUCAUUGGGAAAGUUACAUUCAAGAAGAAAACUCCAAAUAAGAAAAAAAGCAAUGAAGAAAGUGGUUCAUUGGGGGAAAAGAAUAAUGUGAGUACAAAACAUGCACAAUCAAAAAAAAGACUUCUUAAAUUUGAUUCACAUGAAAAAAGUUUGAAACAGAAUUUAGAUUCACCUGAUGAGAUGAAAAAAAAUGCAAAAAAGAAACCUGAUACAGUUAAAGAACAUGAGAAAUCAUUCAGGCAUGGCUUCUCUGAUACAAAGAAAGACAAAAAGGAAGUCGGAAAGAAAUGUGAGAAAUUAUCCAACCAUAAUUUGUCUGGUAAGUGUGACAAAACUCAAAUUGGCAAGAAAAGUGACAAAUUAUGCCAUCCUAGCUCAUCCCCUGCUAAGCAAGACAAAAUUAAAACUGGAGAAAAACGUAAUAAAUCAUCCAGCCAUAGUUCAUCUACUAAGCCUGGCAAAACGGAAGCUUCUGUGAAACCCUAUGAAUGUAAUCAAUGUGGGAAAGUUCUUAGCCAUAAACAAGGACUCAUUGACCACCAGAGAAUUCAUACUGGGGAGAAGCCUUAUGAGUGUAACGAAUGUGGGAUAGCCUUUAGCCAAAAGUCCCACCUCAUUGUACAUCAGAGAACUCACACGGGAGAAAAACCGUAUGAAUGUACUCAGUGUGGCAAAGCCCAUGGUCAUAAACAUGCCCUCACUGACCACUUAAGAAUUCAUACUGGAGAAAAGCCCUAUGAAUGUACUGAAUGUGGGAAAACCUUCAGACAUAGCUCAAACCUUAUUCAACAUGUGAGAUCUCAUACAGGCGAGAAGCCUUAUGAGUGCAAGGAAUGUGGGAAAUCCUUCAGGUAUAAUUCGUCUCUUACUGAGCAUGUGAGAACUCAUACAGGUGAAAUACCAUAUGAAUGUAAUGAAUGUGGCAAAGCCUUUAAGUACAGCUCAUCCCUGACUAAGCAUAUGCGAAUUCAUACUGGCGAGAAACCCUUUGAAUGUAAUGAAUGUGGGAAGACAUUCAGCAAGAAGUCACACCUCCUUAUACAUCAGCGAACUCAUACAAAGGAGAAACCUUAUAAAUGUGAUGAAUGUGGGAAAGCCUUUGGACAUAGUUCAUCUCUUACAUAUCAUUUGAGAACACAUACAGGUGAAAGUCCCUUUGAAUGUAGUCAGUGUGGGAAGGCCUUUAAACAAAUUGAAGGCCUUACUCAACACCAGAGAGUUCAUACUGGGGAGAAACCCUUUGAAUGUAAUGAUUGUGGCAAAGCUUUUAGCCAAAAGGCACACCUUAUUGUACAUCAGAGAACUCAUACAGGGGAGAAACCUUUUGAAUGUAAUGAAUGUGGAAAAGCAUUCAAUGCAAAGUCACAACUUGUUAUACAUCAGAGAUCCCACACUGGAGAGAAACCCUAUGAAUGUAGUAAAUGUGGGAAAGCUUUUAAACAAAAUAUAUCCCUUACAAAACAUAUGAAAACUCAUUCAGAAGAGAAAUCUUAUGAAUCAAGUUAAUGCAGGAAAGUAUUUUUGCGUUUUUAUUAGCAUAUCUUAGUUGUAAGUGGGGGUUUACUGUGAUAUUCUUGUACAUUCAUAUAGUAUACCCCAGUCAAACUCACCUCCUUCGUAGUGCCUCUUCUCUCCCACUUCUUAAAACAAUUCCAAUAAGUUACAGUGUUCUAUUUUCAUACAUGUAUAUAAAGUACUUGGAUGAUUAGCCCUUCAUAUGAGAAAUUUGAUAGCUGAACUGAUGGUUUUAUUUAACCUUAGAGAUAGUCUGAACUUGAAAAAUGUUAGAAAACCUUUAGACAUUGCCUUGUUCUACAUGAGAGAAUUCGAAUACAGAUCUUACAUAGAAGUAACGGAUGGAAAUGAGAGAUUAGCUUGAUAUCACACUCCAACCAAAAAAAUACUUUUAUGAUUCUCAACUGUUGUACAUGAGCUAGAUGUUAAGAUUAAAACAUAUUUUAAAAGCCCUAAAAAACAUAAAAAGAUUAAAACAUAAAGUUCAAAUUGUGAAUCAUUUGAAUAAUCAGAGCAUUGAAGGAACAGGUUAACUGUGCCAACAGUUCCUAAGUUGUUUGGAUUCUGUGUAUUUAUAUACCAUAUAUUAGAAUUGCAUUUGCCUAUCUAGUAAUUACCAUGCAAACACAUGCACUCAUCGCCAUUAAAGAUGUUAUCAAGUAGCGCUUAAUGUGUAUCCAAGUUUAUAAACAAAUAAAAAGGUUUAUAAAAGGCU
Molecule: messenger RNA, 2317 nt
Organism: Dipodomys ordii (Ord's kangaroo rat)
Lineage: Eukaryota; Metazoa; Chordata; Mammalia; Rodentia; Heteromyidae
Gene: Zfp37
Product: ZFP37 zinc finger protein
Exons: 3
Coding region: 1-1593 (530 amino acids)
Cellular component (GO): nucleus
Source: RefSeq, a predicted model, not a curated record